AUGAAGGAGGAGGCCAAGAAGACAGACGAGACCACGCCGCUACCCGAGCGUAGCGACGCCGAGAUUCUGGAGCUCGUCAAGCAGGGCAAGCUGCCGCCCUACAUGCUCGAGAAGACGCUGGGCGACAUGGAACGCGCCGUUCGCAUCAGGCGUUUGCUCUUGGAGUCCAAUUUGGCGCGCGACGGGUUCAACAUGCAGCCGCUGCCCUUCGAGCAGUUCGACUACUCCUCCGUGUUUGGCCGCUGCUGCGAGAACGUCAUCGGCUACGUGCCCAUCCCGGUGGGCGUGGCGGGACCCAUGCUGCUCAACGGGGAGAACGUGCAUCUGCCCAUGGCCACCACAGAGGGCUGCCUCGUGGCCAGCACCCAUCGGGGCUGCAAGGCCAUCUCCGUCUCAGGCGGCGCCACCGCCGUAGUGACCACCAACGGCAUGACCCGCGGACCCUGCGUCAGGAUGAAGUCGGCCAAGGAGGCGGCGCAGCUGAAGGCGUGGCUCGAAGAGCCGGAGAACUUUGCGCAGGUGAAGAGCGACUUUGACAGCACGAGCCGCUUCGCCCGCCUUCGUGACAUCAAAGUGGCGAUCGCCGGGCGCAACGCCUACAUCCGAUUCCGGAGCAGCACGGGCGACGCGAUGGGCAUGAACAUGCUCUCCAAGGGCACCGAAAAGGCCCUGGCCUUCAUCCAGCAGGCCUUCCCUGACAUGCUCAUCGUCAGUCUGUCGGGCAACUACUGCACGGACAAGAAGCCGUCGAGCAUGAACUGGAUCGAGGGACGCGGCAAGUCGGUCGUGUGCGAGGCCAUCAUCAAGGGCGACGUCGUGGAGAGCGUUCUCAAGACCACGGUGCGGGCCAUGGUGGAGCUCAACACGCAGAAGAACCUCAUCGGCUCGGCCAUGGCCGGCUCCAUCGGCGGGUUCAACGCGCACGCGGCCAACAUCGUGACGGCCAUCUUCAUCGCCACUGGCCAGGACCCGGCCCAAAACGUCGAGAGCUCCAACUGUCUCACCAUAAUGGAGCCGACCGACGACGGCAACGAUCUGUACAUUUCGUGCACGAUGCCCUCUAUCGAGGUCGGCACCGUGGGCGGCGGAACCCACCUGCCGGCCCAGUCGGCCUGUCUCGACCUCCUCCACGUCAAGGGAGCGUCGGAGGAGAACCCGGGCCGGAAUGCCGAGAAGCUGGCCGAGGUGGUGUGCGCGGGUGUGCUCGCCGGAGAGCUGUCCCUGAUGGCCGCGCUCGCCGCUGGCCACCUGACGCGAAGUCACAUGCAACUGAACCGGGCGAAGUGA
Messenger RNA from Acanthamoeba castellanii str. Neff, 1287 nucleotides. RefSeq names its product hydroxymethylglutarylCoA reductase (NADPH), putative. The transcript has 10 exons. Gene Ontology annotation, biological process: sterol biosynthetic process; isoprenoid biosynthetic process; coenzyme A metabolic process. The coding region runs from base 1 to 1287 and encodes 428 amino acids. The record is from RefSeq and is a predicted model, not a curated record. Gene Ontology annotation, molecular function: protein binding; hydroxymethylglutaryl-CoA reductase (NADPH) activity. NCBI's taxonomy places the organism in Eukaryota, Discosea, Longamoebia, Acanthamoebidae. Gene Ontology annotation, cellular component: endoplasmic reticulum membrane; peroxisomal membrane.